AUGGCAAGCCGCCUCCAGUCUUUAAACCACUCGGAUCCCGGAAGGCUGGCUAAUGGCCCAAAUACAGGGCCCCGCAAGGCUAAACCAUCAGAGGCCAGGCAUCUGUCACAUCUAUCGCCCUGGAAAAAUUGCCCAGUGCUAAGAAAUCUUCAAAGCAAGCUUUUGCUAAAAGAAACUUCUUUGCAAGACAUGAAGAACGAGUUAGAAAGUUACAAAGAAAGCAAUGUGCGGCAGUCAUUACAGAUAAUGUCCCUAAGAAAUGACAUCAAGGACCUUCAGGACCUCACUGCUUCUCUAGUGAGAACAAAGACUUUGAAAAACACCAGUGGUCAGAGUCGUGGGAGAGGCAACUGGGAUCUGACUGCUCGAGUUAUAGAAAUAGAAAACCAUCUAAGAGUACAUCUGGUGGAAAGAGAAAAGACAGAGCAAAAAGCAGUUCUCUCAGAGGAAAAGCUGUCAUGCCCUAGCAGGAUCCCACCUCAUGUGAAUCUGAGAGGACAAGAAGAUUCCUUGGACAUGUUCCCAGUGAAGGAUGAGGGUGAAGCUAUCCUGGCCAACAACCUUGAGAGAGAGAAAACAUUUUACUCUGAAGGACUGAAUGAUGGGCAGCAGAUUUGGGACGAUUAUCUACAGGAUCUGAUCCAUCAGGAGAACCAAGCGUCUGAGCUGGAUGGGCCUCCAGAUGAGGGCAGUCGGGGACCCACAGCUGAGCGAUCCCAGCACCAGAACUUCCUCAGCCACUUGGCUACUCUUCUGAGUGACAGCAUUGGCCCCAUUCCGGCCACAGAGGACGCCGUGGAAGAGAGGAUACAGGAAAUUGGCACCAGCGAACGGUCAUGGAAAUUGAGAACGGAAGGCCUGCAGCAGGAGAUCGAGAAGCUCACAAAGCGCCUGGAGCAGCUGCAUCGUCUGCAUGAAGAAGCUCGAGAAUCCCUCCAACCAGAAGAAAACUGUAGGGAUCAAAAAAGGCCCUUGAAACAUCCAGAAGAAGACAUUGCCAUCAAUGACUUUUCUCCAGGGAGAUUAGACUCAGGAAGGAACAAAGAAAACUUCAGGACUCAGAAUUCCCAGGUUGAUAAACACAAGAAGUCCAAACAGUUAGAGACACUGUUGAACGCUCAGCAGAAUUUGAAGACACCGAGAAUGGAGGAGAAAAUUCAGAAACUUCAGAAACAGCUCAGUGAUUUGAAAUUGUCAAAUAAAAAUAUGAAAACUCAACUGACAAGAAUCAAUGUCCUUAAAGACAAAACCAUUGAAAAGCUCAGGCAGUCCUUAGUGAAAGUUGAAAUGAUGAAAGAGAAGGCAGUUCCACAAACAGACAAUUUGAAAACUACAUUAGACUCUGGAGAGCAAGAGGAGACAUCGGACAAAGUGAGGGCCAGUCAGAUGCCAGCUGGUGUUACUCCUGAACACCCCACUAUGAACAGCACGCCGAAAGGAGUCUUGGGACAAGAACAAGAGCCUGCUGACUUCCGAGACACUAUUAUGAAGAUGCUGGGAUUCCACAUGAAAACAGCAGACAAGGAAAUCAUCAAUCAGCUAAAGCUCGUCAUUCAAGUGUAUGAGAUAGCAAGCAAAUGCAAGCUUUCUUCUGGAGUUAAAAAGGGGUUAUUGGUCCAGAAAGACCAGAGCCAGAGGGCAGAGCCACCGGUCAUAUUCUACCCGGGUUCCAUCACUCUGCGGCCAAAGCACGGGUCGGGCGUGGCAGCCCGAGACCUGCAUCGCUCUCCUCCCGGGCCUCGCUCCACCCUCCCCGACAAACGUCACUGUCGGCAAAGAGGCGCCAUCGGUAUCCGUGCACCCGACUCGGCGUCGUCGUUUCGCGUUCAAAUAACCUAG
Jaculus jaculus (lesser Egyptian jerboa) is the source of this 1839-nucleotide messenger RNA. RefSeq lists its product as uncharacterized. Bases 1 to 1839 code for a protein of 612 amino acids. The transcript is spliced from 9 exons. The record is from RefSeq and is a predicted model, not a curated record. NCBI's taxonomy places the organism in Eukaryota, Metazoa, Chordata, Mammalia, Rodentia, Dipodidae.